CAGCUCAGCUUGAAGCUACUGCUGGUGGUAGGGGCCAAAAGCGUGCCUCAGUCCUGACACUAGCAUUUCAGGCUCAUUAGAAGGAGCACAUGCAAUGCUGGACACCUAAAGACCCAACUCUGAUGAUACCUAGCGAGGGAGCUGCUCAUCAAACCACGCAAUACAGCAGUACCUUACUCAGGUUAUAGUAACACCCAAGGCACAAGGUUGCCAGUGCCAGUGGUUAGGUGCCCGGCAGGGGCACCGCAUGAUCGACGUCACAUGACAUGCCAGCCCGGCCGGAAACUGGAGAAAGAUUGAUCCGACAUGAUAAUUCGAUAUACAACAAAAUAUUUCACGUCAAGCACGAGUCACUGGGCCACUGUCUCUAUCCCUUCGAGGUCCCUCAGGCUGUCUACAUGUAUAUUUCCACAGAAUCGUCAUUUUCGUCCACUUUCGUCUUCAAGGCACAGGAGGAGGAGGAUGUCCGAGGAUGAGGCCGACCCGGAACUACAGGCACUUCUCCGCGAGUCUCUCGGGCUUGGGCCAGGCUCGUGCAAGGCUCUUCCAUCUUCGACUGGGGUGUUGAAGUCAGCAGAAUAUAUCUGUGAUAAUGCCAUCGACGUGGCGAUUUCGCCUGACGGCACUCGUGCGGCCGCAGAGACGAUAUGGCAACUGAUGCAGAAAAAGCAUUACUCGACCGAAACGUGGUCGUCGCACGAACUGCAUCCGCAAGCCAAGGACGAGAAUACGGUCAACUUCAUCUUCACCAUGAACCUGCUCAACUUUUCGUUCUGGUCCGAGCUAUCUCCCGAAGAGCGCUUUGCCAUUGACUACCGAGGCCGCCGAUGGACGGGGUAUUGGUCGCUGGUGGCGGCGUUGCAGAGGGCAUUAGAUGAAGGCUACCCGAUCACAACCCCAUCCUUUUGGCACGACCGCCACUCCAGCCCAGACAGUCUUCUAUCACACAUAUUCCGAUCCGCAACAGCCGAGCCCAUCCCCUUACUCGCGGAACGAAUAUCAAUCCUCCGCGAAGCAGGCGACAUCCUAUGCAGCGACAAGUUCCACGGCCGACCCGUGACCCUGAUUUCCCAAGCAGAACACUCAGCCUCGCGACUCGUCAACCUACUUGCCCAAACCUUCCCCAACUUCCGCGACACCACAACAUUCCACGGGCGCGAGGUACGCCUGUACAAGCGGGCGCAGAUCCUAGUCGCCGACUUGUGGGCCUGUUUCAACGGCGUUUCGUACGGCCACUUCGACGACAUUGGCCAAUUGACCAUGUUUGCCGACUACCGUAUCCCGCAGAUGCUGCAAGGGCUAGGUUGUCUGCUGUACUCGCCACGUCUCGAGUCGCGCGUCCGUCGCUUGCAACUCUUGCGGCCGGGCGAGGACAUGGAGGUCGAGAUCCGCGGCUGCAGCAUCUGGUGCGUCGAGCUGCUGAGACGACAAAUCGAAUCCAGGCAUCCCGAAGCAAAGGGAAAAAUCAACGCCGUGCUCAUUGAUUUCUUCCUCUACGAUUCCUGUAAGGAGAUGGAAUCCCGCUCCCAGUCCCAGUCCCAUCACCGUACUGGUGGUCCUCCUCCUCCUGCUUCUGGUGACAUUCACGGCAUGUUGCCCCAUCAUCGCACCAGGUCCAUUUUCUACUAAACGAAAAUUCGUGCUUUUCCCUGGUCUCGGUCCGACUCUUUCGGUUCCUGUUUUUUCGGUUGUAAUAUAGGGCCGGUUAGACUUCAAAAGUGUUAUGUUUGGCCUGGUUGGAAUAUAUCGGUGCCUACGGGUUGGUUGGUGAACUGUUGCUGUUAUAGAUCAUAUGUUUGGGUGGUCUGGUGGAUUUCACAUCUGGCGUUGUUGAAAAGACCGAGGAAAGCGACAUAGAACACUUACAGGAUGACUACACAGUCGGGCAAAAAUCGUUCAGAGUUCCUAAUGGUCUUGUUCUCACAGUAUCAUUAUAUUUAUUGUUCCGUCUUCAGAACAAUGAUUGAGUUUUCCAAA
Molecule: messenger RNA, 1977 nt
Organism: Exophiala dermatitidis NIH/UT8656
Lineage: Eukaryota; Fungi; Ascomycota; Eurotiomycetes; Chaetothyriales; Herpotrichiellaceae
Exons: 2
Coding region: 307-1629 (440 amino acids)
Source: RefSeq, a predicted model, not a curated record